CCGCGCGUCCCCAUCCGUCCUAGAACAAUUCACUCAAUUUUCUCGUCAAUGUUCAUGUCGCGCGCGGGUACAUUAGGGUUCGGCGCCGGUGCGUCGUCAGCCUCUGUACCCUCUUCCGGCAUUCACUGCAACGACGGAUUCUGAAUUCUUAGGGAGCUGCGCUAUCGGGUGGGGUUUUGCUCGGUGUCACGGCUGUAAACACCUAACGCUCAUAAUUUUGUGUGUGUGUGUGUGUGGAGGUUGCAUGAUGCAUUAUUACUACACACAUCUCUGUCAGGUACUCAGGUCCUCGUGCGUAUAUAUAUGAAUGUGUGGUUCCAUACUUGCAUCCUCGCCAUAGCUGAGUCUCACUGUCGCAUGCCCUGCUCUGCUUUGAGCACCACACGCAUCAAUCACUGGCCACAACAAGGAGCGUGAGCUCCCUGCAUCCAGCCAUGGCAACCACGACGACGACGGUAGGUAGUAAGAAUGGAGAAGGAGAGCAGAAGAGGAGGGAGAAGGGAGGCUUCAAGACCAUGCCAUUCAUACUUGGAAACGACAUCUGCGACAAGUUCGCCUCGACCGGCUUCGGCGCCAACUUUAUCACCUACCUGACGGACCAGCUGCACAUGCCGAUGGUGGAGGCGUCCAUCCUCCUGACCAACUUCGGCGGCACGUCCAGCCUCACGCCCAUCCUUGGCGCGCUCGCCGCCGACUCCUUCGCGGGCCGCUUCUGGACCAUCAUCGUCGGCUCCGUCUUCUACCAGCUCGGCAUGCUCGGCCUCCUCGUGUCCGCGCUCCUCCCUUCGCUGCGCCCCUCGCCGUGCUCCGCUCCUCCCAGCGGCGCCGGAUGCCAGCGCGCCUCCGGGUUGCAGCUCACCGUGCUCUACCUCUCCCUUCUGUGCAAGUCCGUCGGCACCGGCGGGCUCCGGCCCUGCGUCGUGAUGUUCGGCACCGACCAGUUCGACCAUGAGCCCGGCCCCGGGGCGGAGCAGCAGCAGCAGGUGGUCACCGCCGAGGCAGCCGAGGCGGUGGCGGAGCGGAAGCGUCGCUACUUCAACCUCUACUUCUUCGCCAUGGGAGUAGCGUCGCUGCUGGCGCUGACGGUGGUGGUGUACAUCCAGGACAACGUGGGGUGGGGGUGGGGGUUCGGGAUCCCGGCCAUCGCCAUGUUCGUCUCCAUCGUGGUGUUCCUGAUCGGGUACCCGCUGUACGUCCGGCUCAAGCCCGGGGGCAGCCCGUUCACGCGGCUCGCGCAGGUGGCCGCCGCCGCGUUCAAGAAGCGCAACGCCGUCGUACCGGAGGACACCGGCAUGCUGUACCAGGACAAGGAGCUCGACGUCCUCAUCUCCACCAAUGGCAGGCUGCUGCACACCAACCAGCUCACGUUCUUGGACCGGGCAGCGAUAGUGACGCCGGGCGACAUCUCCGCUUCCGGGCAGCUGGACCUGUGGCGUCUGUCGACGGUGCACCGCGUGGAGGAGCUCAAGUGCAUCGUCCGCUUGCUGCCCAUCUGGUCAGCCGGGAUCAUGCUGGCCACCGUUGAAGCGCACGGUCCCUUCACCAUCCUGCAGGCGCGCACCAUGGACCGGCACAUCACCCAGCACUUCGAGAUACCAGCGGCGACCAUGUCGAUCUUCGGGACUAUGGCCUUCCUCGUCAGCUUGGCGCUCUACGACCGCGCGUUCGUGCCCCUGGCGCGCCGCGUCACGGGCCUGCAGUCCGGGAUCACCUACUUCCAGCGCAUGGGCAUCGGGCUCGCCAUCCACAUCCUCGGCGUCGCCACGGCCGCGCUCGUAGAGACCAGGCGCCGCCACGCCGCGGCCGACCACGGGCUCCUGGACAAGCCUACCGCCGUCGUCCCGCUCAGCGUGUUCUGGCUGGUGCCGCAGUUCGCCGUAAACGGCGUCGCCGGCGCCUUCUCGUCGGUGGCGCAACUGGAGUUCCUGUACGACCAGGCGCCCGAGAGCAUGCGCAGUACUGCCGCCGCGCUCUUCUGGCUCUCCAGCUCCAUCGGGCACUACCUGAGCACGGUGCUCGUCACGGUGGUGCAGCGCACCACGCGCGCCCACGGCAACGACUGGCUCCAGGACAACAUCAACCGUGGCAGGAUCGACAACUACUACUGGCUCGUCACCUGCCUCAUGGUGCUCAACCUUGGCUACUACCUCAUCUGCUUCCAAUUCUACACCACCAUGAAGCCAUUGGAAAUGGCAGACGAAAAGGACGACCAUGACGCAGAGUGUGAGCUCUGCGCACUCCAGAAAAAUGGAACCGGUGCAGGAGGUGCGGUGUAAGGUUGAUUUGCGGGUAAUUAAUUAGGGUGGGCGUUAGUCGUUAUUUGUUAAUAUAUUGAUUAGAUACUGCACUACAAGGUUAACGCCACUCUCUGCAUUGCAACAACACAAAAUUGGUUGCGACAGGGGAUAAUAUACCACAAAUAUUUUAGCACGGAGAUUACUACACAUUUCCUUGCAAUAGUUAGGGUUAUUGUCAACAUUUUUAAUUUUGACUGCAACAGGGGACAAUGUGGCCACAAAUAUUUUAGUACGGCGAUUACCAUACAUUUCGUUGGAAGUUAUCGCCACCAUUUUAUAAACUGGUUGCAAGU
Molecule: messenger RNA, 2590 nt
Organism: Sorghum bicolor (sorghum)
Lineage: Eukaryota; Viridiplantae; Streptophyta; Magnoliopsida; Poales; Poaceae
Product: protein NRT1/ PTR FAMILY 3.1
Exons: 3
Coding region: 435-2276 (613 amino acids)
Biological process (GO): transmembrane transport
Cellular component (GO): plasma membrane
Molecular function (GO): transmembrane transporter activity
Source: RefSeq, a predicted model, not a curated record